AGACAGUAUUUAUCGUAUCGGAGGCUAAAAGGGACACAAGAACAGGUAAUUUCCGAAUAGAAACUCCAUUAUGCCAAAGCGUUCUAAUUGCGUUCGGCUGUCACGUCGACCAAUAGGAACGCGAGAAAAAUUCGCUUCACCUGCGAAGUGGCAACUGUCUUGAAUGAACCAGCGGAGGUCAUUAAAAAAGCGAUGUUCUACAGGAACUUUAUGUAAAUUCGCCGCGCUUGCAAUACCAUAAGUGGGGUGUUUUCAAAACGAUUUCGAAACAACGAAAACACUUCUAUGGUAUAAAUUUAACGGGAAUUCAUUUCCUUUCCCGUUAAAUCUUUUACUGAUUUCUUGAUGUACUUUAUCUUCUUCAAGCCACAUUUAUGGCAAUGGCGUUCUUUCUAAUCUUUUACGCGUUGAACAAAGUGCAUCGAUUUGGCAUUGAGUUCACGCUAUUUAAUAAAGUAAUAUUAUCGAGUAUCAAAAGUGUGAAGAACGAGAAAGCCCUUUUAAGUGACGUGCUGUUUUUUUAAAUGGUUUCUCAUGAAUAUGCAUUAACGUAAUAACAUUUCUUUCGCUUUUAUCAACAAAGACAGAACGUGCGUUGAUAGGCUUCCCGUUCGCACCGAAGAUUAUUAAUUAUACUCUUUGAAAGGCUUGAGGUGAAAAAAACGGGUUAACAGAGAGCAAGAAGCCAUUAUAGCUCUUAACGAAAUCUACAUAGGACGAGAAGCGAGAAUUCGCCCAAGCUAUAGAUUGUGCUCUCACACAAAAACAUCGCAGCUGUCUUCCACUCCAAGAGAAAAACUGCACUACCUGCCCGAUAGGAUUAACGAAAACUUCUAGAAGAUCUACGAAAGAAAGAAGAUAUACAGGCCGCAAAACAAACCUUUGAAAUUACUUGUGCACGUAUCUAUGAGCGGAUUAAAACUGCGAGCGCGCCGCUGUCAGUCGACUUGGCAACAGGACGAAACACCUGUCCGAGCAGUUUUCGUUGUGCGAAGUUAAAAUCGCUGCGACCGUAACAUCGACUUGGUGCCUAGCAGCGAAUCUAGACAAGACUUUCGUCAGUCAGGUGGAUUCUGAGUAGAAACGAGAAGCACAACGCUGCUCGGUCGAAUUGAUAUAUAUUUUUCGGACCAAAAAGGAAAACUUUCCGCGGAAGCCAUGUCAACGCAGGUAAGCAACUACAAAGCAGAACCGAUGGUGUAUGUGUGCGGUGAAGCAAGCUUAAAUACACCGACAGGCAGUCCAUCGCUAAGGGAUAUAGUCAUCAAAAAUUUGGUCAAUAGCUGGGCUGUUCGAUCACACCCUAUCGUCGAUACGCUCGACCCGAGACUGGACAACAUGGAACUGUAUCAAACCAUUUCUCAUGCCAGUGUUUUUGUCUUCAUAUUCAGCAAAAAGACUCUUGAAGACAGCUAUUUCCUGAAUCAGUAUGGCAUUGCUAAGUCACACAAUAUACCAGUGGUCGGCGUGCGACUGACGAAUUACUUCUUACGGAAUCCUUUACCGGAACAAUUUUACAGAACGGAAAUCGUCGAUAAUAGUGGCGACAACAACCCAGAUGACAAGCCAAAAGCUGAAAUAACAACCUCGCUUGCCGAACACUUGAUCGCCGAUUUCAAAAGUUCCAUGGUCUAUGGGCCGGACUUUCACAAGUCCUGCAUCGAAAGACUGACUCACAAGGUAGCGAAAGCUUACAGUAAACGAGAAAACGAAAGAGCGUUUCUUGAGCGUUCGGUCGAGAACGUAGCGUACGGCUCGCCGCCGAAGGAACGUAACGAGAAACCGAACGCGCCUAAGAAAUGUCCGAAAUGCGGCUUUAACCUGACAAAUUUUUCACCGCCAAAACUGCAGCGUGCCUCCAGUACGGGCUCACUGCUUCGCAGAAGCAACACUUUUGAGCAUUUACCAUGUGGUACUCAGUCAAAUGCGAAGACACCAAUUCCUCGAAACAGAACGCCGCUGCAACCCUCGACAAUACAGAUUCCAAGCCCGCUUGCCAUUAAGCAGGCUAGAAGGGUCGAGACCCUUCACUACGGUAACUGGACAAAUAAACUUGAUAACAAGAAACUCCAAGUUGAACCAAAAAUCCAGCCACGGUCGAGCUCGGUGUUGUCGUCUUCGGAGAGCUCGCGAGAGGAGACGAAGCCACCGUCACCGAAACCGACCACAAACCCGAAGGUCUUCCGACGACAGUCCCGAAUCUCAAACGGCAGCUGGACCGAGAGGCUCCGAGGCAAACUUCGCCGGCAAUCGAGCUUGCCCGUCAUUCCGACGACUUAUCUCGUGACCACGCCGGACGGUUUCGAGAAGCAAAUUUCCCUGGUACGAUAUCCUCCAGAGAAACGGGAGCCAUCAUCGCCUCGCACAAGCGACAGCACGACGCUCUUUUCCGAAGACGAAGACCAAGAGACUAUUCACAUAUCACGUGUUCCAAGCCCUGAUGCACCGAGUGGGUAAAACUCAGUACUGGGGGUGUACCCACGGGAGGAAAUACCGUUGGGCAAAACAACGUAGGGAAUGGCCUGUUACUGUUGUUAACGCACGCAAAGGUUGAUUUUGAUUCACUGACUGUUACCGUUUCGAAAGCUGGAAUUUCCAGGAUAGAAAUACGAGAUUUUCCACUAUUGAGGGUCUCCCAGGGGUUUUGGGGAACAAGGGAACAUUAGCCAUUUUUUGGGAACAGGGGAACAAAGAUCGAAAAAUUACAAAGGGGAACCAAUAAAGAAAAUGUGUGGGAACGUGGGAACAUAGGGCAAUUUUGAAAGGGAACAAGGGAACAAAGACCCCCCUGAGAGACCCUCACUAUUCCACCGUUAGAAUGAAGGAUAUGACAUACAUGAUACAGUUUAAGUAGUGACACAGUUUUAUAGUGUACUGUCGGUUGCGUCUAAUUGUAAACACGUUCCGAAAAAAAAAUGAUGUAUUACACUCUUUUUUAUAAGAAUAUUAUUUUUCCGGCCGCGGCUGAAUAUCCUUAUUUUCCUGCCCAUUUUAGGCUGAAAAUAUUCUUGCGAAUAUUCACAAGAAUAUUUUCAGCCUAAAAUCGGCAGGAUAU
Molecule: messenger RNA, 3055 nt
Organism: Orbicella faveolata
Lineage: Eukaryota; Metazoa; Cnidaria; Anthozoa; Scleractinia; Merulinidae
Source: RefSeq, a predicted model, not a curated record